UGCUGGGCGUAUGUGUACAUCGAGCAAUCGAAAAUCGAGAGGAGGAGCGAUGAUGUCAUACGGAUUCCAUACACUGUUAACGCGUGAGGCGUACAGCACAACACCCCCAAUAUCGAAUCUCACACACGACUUACAGCCACCCCAGGUUGUCAAGAGAAGCAGGACCUCUGAGCGCAAGACCCAACAAUGGUGGCGACUGUGCCUGGUGCACUGGUACUCGCUGGCGCUGCGCUGCUGCUUCAUAUUGGACAAGGGGCGCACGGGCUUGCACCUGGUGAAUCACACCCAAGCGACACCACAGAGGCUGAAGUGUGUGGAGUCGCGGUGGACUACAUUGACACAGGCACCGCGCAAUACAACGACCUUGUCGUCUACGAAACAUCAGGAAACGUGGCGUUUCAGGAUGAGACGUUCAAGCGCAUGACCGACUACAUGGCACAGCUGCUGCUCAGCCUUGAUGUUGUGAGCACGGAAACAAUUGUUGUCGUUGACGGAUUCACGCCACGGCCAGAAGUGGCGGUGCGCGCGCCAAACCUGCUGGACGUGGGCCGCGCACUUCGACUUCGGUAUCAAGCGGACGGGUCAGCAGCAACGGCGUCCCGCCUUGCCACAUUGGCACAGGCGUGUGUCGACGCUGGCUUUGACUUUGUGUCCGUUCCAAAUGACAUUGGCUCAGACAAUUACGUGCACGUCAGCGUUCCGAAAAUGACGUGUGGCAACGCCGCAGCAGACCUCCUCUUCAUCCUCGACGGGUCAGGUUCUGUUGGUUCCUCCAACUUCCAGACUAUGCUCUCCUUCACUCGCACGGUUGCGACGUUCUUCGACGUGUCGGCGGACACGACACGCAUUGCCGUGAUGGUGUACGCGUCCUACAACUACCUCAUAUUCGACUUCAACUACAUCCUCACGCACACCAAAGACGAGCUGCUCGACGCCAUCAGCGCAAUCAACUAUCCGUAUGGCGGUACGAGGACUGGUGGUGCCCUCGACUACGCGCGUACCGUCAUGUUCACCGCUGAUAGAGGCGUCCGCCCCAGCAGCGAGGGUAUCCCGCGUGUUGCCAUGGUCAUCACAGACGGCGCAUCUGCCGAUGACGUGGCCGCCCCUGCACAGCAGCUCCGUGACGAAGGAGUGACGCUCUACGCCAUUGGCAUUGCCGGUGCCAACGAGAACGAGUUGAACGAAAUCGCCAGCCCGCCCAUCACCAGCAACGUCGUCUUCAUCUCCACCUUCAGCGAAUUCGGAACGCUGGCUGCAGCCAUUUCCCGCGCAAACUGCGACCGCGCCGCCACCGUCUCUGCGACACAAGACAUAAUGGUGAACGAGACUGCCCCGGGCGAGAUCCGCUAUUUCCAACCAAACCUGCAGGACCUGACUGACGAUGUCCUCAUCUACAUCGAGCAGCUCUCCGGCGAUACCGAUUUGUAUGUGUCGGGUAAUGACAGUCCUGGCCCUUUCAACAACGACGCCUCUGUGGAGGGGGACGCCCCCGUAAAGGCCGUGCUUGUGAACAACACGGAUUCGUCGGACCUGGUGUACAUUGGUGUGCGCAGCCGCUCCGACAACCCAAACGACACCGUCUCCUACCGAGUCGUCGUCACCAACUCGCUGUUCGUUGGGGAUGCCACAUACACUGUAUCGCUCUCUGCACGCGAUAACGUCGUCGGCAAGGGCGUGUUCCGCAUGCCCGCGCUUCGUGACUUUGGCCUCGGCCUGGAGCGGCACGAUUUCGACUACACGCUCGGCGGACCGGACAGCGAGUACUUCUACCUCACCAACAGCGGGGUCGACAUUCUGUUGCAGCGGGAACUGCAGUUUGGCGUGGCUUACUCCGUCAUCGUGCGUGGCACGCUGGAGGACCCAGUCCAGCUCACCGGCAGCGUGAUUGUCACCUUCAUCUUCGAUUCGACCACUACUACCACAACAACAACCACCACGACGACCACGACCACAACCACGACAACCGUAUUCGCUGGGUACCGGUACGAGGCAGUGGCCGACUCCCCUGCAACGUGGUUUGAGGCAACAAGUGCAUGCGCGUCACGAGGCGGCUUCCUUGCCAUCGUUCAAUCACAUGUUGUCAGCGACCACGUGGCGAAGCUGGCGCGCAACGCGACGCGUGCUGUGGGUGGCAGUGAAGAUACAGAACUGCACACGCAGGCGUGGAUCGAGACAUACCUGCCUGCCAGUCUUGCAGGCGACGGUGGUGUAGCCAACCCGUCCGAGACGUUGGCGUUUGGACCGUGGACGCCAACGACAGCCCGCAGCGAGUGUCGCUUCAACUGCCCCGCGCUCAUGUUUCGGAGCAGACAGUCCAGGGCCAUGGCAGUGCCAAAGGACAUCCAGUGUGAACUCAAGCGCCCCUUCAUCUGCCAGAUCCCCGUCUACUUGCAUUGAUGUGGGUGAAGAGGGGGGUUGUACGAUUGUGUUGGGUGGUUGUUAGUGGUGCUUUGUUGUUGUUGUUGUUGUUGCAGUGCUGCUGCAAGCGUGCGUGGCUGCAGCCAUCGCUUUGUCUUGUUGUAUUUCAUCGAUGCUUCAGUUGAUUCGCAAUGCUUGCGUUAUUAGUGCAUGAAUCUGGGGGAAGGGGGAUUGAGAAGGGGGGGGGGCAUUUGUACAUUGGUAUCAAGAUUACAAUGGGGGCGAGA
This is a messenger RNA of Salpingoeca rosetta, 2645 nucleotides long. RefSeq lists its product as uncharacterized. The record is from RefSeq and is a predicted model, not a curated record. Bases 187 to 2397 code for a protein of 736 amino acids. Lineage: Eukaryota; Choanoflagellata; Craspedida; Salpingoecidae. The transcript has 8 exons.